AUGAAGAAGUUUCACGGAGUCGCCUUGGUUGUUUUUCUAUCAGCUUUAGCGACUACUUGCAAAGCAAAUAAGGAACUUUCUUGCGAAGAGAAGGAGCCAUUCACAUGUGGAAACAUUGACGUCGAAGGAGGCAGAGGUCGUGGUCUAAACAUCUGGGAUGGCUUCACUCACCGAUACCCAGAGAAAGGAGGACCAGAUCAUGGGAAUGGAGACACUACUUGUGAGUCAUAUACAAGAUGGGAGAAAGAUGUAGAGGCGAUAAUCGAAAUGAAUGCUACUGGCUACAGAUUCUCCUUUGCGUGGUCAAGAAUCAUUCCAAAAGGAAAAAGGAGUAGGGGAGUGAACAAAGGAGGUCUUGAUUACUAUCACAAACUCAUAGAUGCCCUCAUUGCAAGGAACAUAACGCCUUUCGUUACCCUCUUUCAUUGGGACCUUCCUCAAACACUGCAAGAUGAGUAUGAAGGUUUCUUGAGGCGCGAAGUCAUAGAUGAUUUCAAAGAUUACGUGGAUCUAUGUUUCAAGGAAUUCGGUGGAAAGGUAAAGAACUGGCUCACUAUCAACCAGCUCUACACAGUGCCUACGAGAGGCUAUGCAAUCGGGACAGAUGCACCCGGUCGAUGUUCUCAAGCGAUUGAUAAGAGAUGUUACGGCGGAAAUUCUUCAACGGAACCCUAUAUAGUUGCACAUAACCAGCUUCUUGCUCAUGCCGCGGUGGUUGAUCUUUAUAGGAAGAAAUAUAAGUUCCAAGGAGGGAAGAUCGGACCUCUGAUGAUAACUAGAUGGUUUUUUCCAUAUGAUGAGACUGAUAAAGCCUGCAUAGAUGCAACUGUGAGGAUAAAAGAAUUCUUCUUAGGAUGGUUUAUGGAGCCGCUAACAAAAGGUAGAUACCCAGACGUCAUGAGGAAAAUGGUGGAAAGUCGUCUUCCCAACUUCACAGAAGCAGAAGCCAAACUCGUAAAAGGUUCAUAUGAUUUUCUUGGUCUCAACUAUUACGUCACUCAGUAUGCACAGCCAGCUGCUAACCCAUAUCCUUCGCCAAACCACACUGCCAUGAUGGACCCAUGCGUAAAGCUCACGUGUACUACUCUAUAUAAUACCACGUAGUUACAACCUUUCUAUUACAAAACAUAUUGUGUGACUGACCAUCAAUUAUUUCAUCAUCCUUGUGUCUACAGCUGAAAAUUCACACGACAAGGUAAGCGGCAACAGCUAUUACUACCCAAAGGGAAUUUACUACGUAAUGAAUCACUUCAAAACCAGAUACGGUGACCCUUUAAUCUAUAUCACCGAGAACGAAAUUAGUAGCCUCAGUUCUGAAAUCCGUGAGGAGGCUGUUGCCGAUUCCAAGCGGAUUGACUAUCUUUGUAGUCAUCUCUGCUUUCUCAGUAAAGUCAUCAAAGAGAAGAAUGUCAACAUAAAAGGAUAUUUUGCAUGGGCUCUUGGAGAUAAUUAUGAAUUAUGUAAAGGCUUUAGCGUCAGAUUUGGACUCAGUUAGGUUAAUUGGACAGACGUAACUGAUAGAAACUAAAAAGAUUCUGGCAAAUGGUACCAGAAGUUCAUUAACGUUACCACCAAGAACCCUACUAAACAAGAUUUCCUCCACUCUAGCCUCUCCUCCCAAUACAAGAAACUCGCAGAUGCAUGAACACUUUAUGCCCAUGAUCAAGCUCAUGUCAUAACUCUUUCUACUUGCUCCAUAGAUAACAUAAGGGAGCUUUGUUUACUGUACUAAAUAGAAUAAUUUCCCCCCCCCCCCCCAAGUCAAGGGAUGGGGAAAAAGAAGCAAUGAACCAAAUUUAACCAUAAGA
Messenger RNA from Thlaspi arvense, 1808 nucleotides. The record is from the annotation of a GenBank genome assembly. NCBI's taxonomy places the organism in Eukaryota, Viridiplantae, Streptophyta, Magnoliopsida, Brassicales, Brassicaceae.